AUGUCUGGACUCGUACUGACCCAAGAGGAAGAGGCUCACCUUGACGAUACUAGACAGCCUGCGCUCUGGGGCUGUCUAAUCGUUUUCCUCGUCAUCAACAAUUUAGCUAUCGCUGGCAGGCUAUGGGGGACAUGGACUUCGGUAGCAAGCCGUUCGCGAGUCAUGGCUGAGGACGUAUUAAUUAUUCUGAGCGGUAUCUUUGUGAAUGCUAUUAUCGCAAACCUCAUGGUAGCAACCCAUUACGGACUCGGCUUACACGUUUUCGCUAUAAACUUCCUAGAUGCCGAAUAUCCAACAAAGUUGUCUAAGACUUUUAGGCCAGCUGACUUUAUCUCACGAGGGAAGCAUAUCUGGAUCACCAUGGUUUUGAUGGGAAGCUUCUUCACCAGUAUAAAGAUGACGCUGCUUUUCUUCUACAGACGACUAUUCCUGGUGGCCAACAAGAAACUCCACAUCUUUUGGUGGGUCAACUUCGUCUACGUUGUCCUCUGGUUCUUCGGCGCAACGAGCUUCUACCUAUUCCAGUGUAAGCCUGUGCAAUGGUACUUCAUACAGUAUUUCUCUCGAUAUCACAAACCUGUCCCUGGAAACAUAACAGGAAAUUGUGAUGCUACAAGCGUACUUCAUGUAGCACUACCAGCCAUUUUCAGUCUUGUGUCAGACAUUGGCCUCCUGCUAUUACCUAUUUGGGCUAUCUCCCAGCUACGACUUAACAAGAACAAGAAACGUGGCCUCAUGGUCAUCUUCGGCAUCGGUUUAAUUGCCUGUUUUCUUGAACUAGCUCGCGUACUGGUCCUCCUCCUCGAUACCGAUGACAAGACCGAUCCUAGCUAUGGAGUUGCCGUAUUCUUGAUACUCACUGCCGCCGAGGAGACUACCGCAGUAGUAUGCGCCAGCCUACCCGUAAUCGUACCCCAGCUAGUCAGGAGGUUCAAAGGCAAGGUUAGAGGUAGCAGCUAUGUCUACGACAAGAACGCAGCCCAAGCCUCUUCCGAGAGACGGAGCGCCCGCGGCUUCAAGCGUGUCGCUAGUUUGAACCAUAUUUGGACUAUGCCAACAACCAUUGACGCCUCUAAAGUAGAUAAUUCCCAUGAAGACGGUAUCCCCCUAACCACUAUUGAGAUUACGGGGAACUCGACUACGAAGGACAAUAGACAUGGUGGCGCUUCGAAUCAUCUACAACUCCAACCACCUAACCACAUCGUAAAUAUCGAGAGCCAGACAAGAGAUUCGUACUUAUCAACACACCUUCCCGACCGCAGCCAGAUUAGCCAGGCGGUAAAUCUAGACUCAUCAGCAUCAAGCGACAUCUACGUCCGUACCGAUAUUCAAAUCCGAGUAGGGGACGCUAGUGAGAUCCUUGAGGACGCGAAGAACCCGUAUGGGAUCGCUACUGGUAUGAAGUGGUGGAUUAUUAUCAUCUUGGCCUUGGGAACGCUAUCCGUGUCGCUCUCUUCCAGCGUCUUCUCGGGGAGCUUACCGCAGAUCGAAAGCGACUUCGGGGUUGGAUCAGAGCUUGUCAUCCUCAGUGUCUCGCUGUUCGUUCUCGGAUUCGCUAUUGGGCCGAUGGCUGAGCUGUACGAUCGCCCUAACAUCCAGACGUUGCUGGUGUUGCGUUUCUUCGCCGACGCUUUUGGUUCCUCGUCUAUCGUGAAUUCGGGCGGUGUUGUUUUCGAUAUCUUCGUCGCUAGGAAACGUGGUCUUGCUGUGAUGGUCUACAUAAUUGCCCCUUUUCUCGGUCCGACGCUAGGUCCUAUUUGCACUGGGUUUCUCGCGCAAAGCGGUGGAUGGAAAUGGGUUGAUAGUCAUAUUUAG
Molecule: messenger RNA, 1815 nt
Organism: Daldinia childiae
Lineage: Eukaryota; Fungi; Ascomycota; Sordariomycetes; Xylariales; Hypoxylaceae
Exons: 6
Coding region: 1-1815 (604 amino acids)
Biological process (GO): transmembrane transport
Molecular function (GO): transmembrane transporter activity
Source: RefSeq, a predicted model, not a curated record